Molecule: messenger RNA, 2103 nt
Organism: Tuber melanosporum (Perigord truffle)
Lineage: Eukaryota; Fungi; Ascomycota; Pezizomycetes; Pezizales; Tuberaceae
Exons: 8
Coding region: 491-1582 (363 amino acids)
Biological process (GO): meiotic attachment of telomere to nuclear envelope; mitotic telomere tethering at nuclear periphery
Cellular component (GO): nuclear membrane complex Bqt3-Bqt4
Molecular function (GO): DNA binding
Source: RefSeq, a predicted model, not a curated record
ACUCGUACAGGUUGCAAAUACUCGUAACCUGAGCAACGGUAAACGGGAGUGCAGGGACGGAAAAUACAGUUGUGUGAGGUAGCUUUCAUACCGGCAGCUGUUAGCGCUGAACGGGCGCGACACUCUCUGGCUGCCCCCCAAAAAGUGUUGCGCGCUUUCCACCCCCUACAGACCAAACAAUUCCCGCUUUCCCUGCCAACUGUCUCCACAUCGCGUACAGUACAUCACCGUUCUACUUGCAUUUCUCCUGCUCUAUUCUAGUUCUUUGAUCUAUUUAGUCAUCCCGGUUUUUAACCGACGGAUCUAAUUGUGCAGUGGAUUAUAAUUAUCACACCUUUUGCUUUAUUGCUCGAAAUACUGCUUCUCACUCUCAGCCCUAGCGCAAUUAGUGGCCAAGCGGUAGCAUUUUUUCUCCCGCACUCUGAGCCCUCCACUCUGCGUUAAUACUGAUCACUCUAUCACGAGUUUACAUAUCGCGUUAACCUAAGCUAUGCCUAGCGAGAAGAAGAUUAAGGAACGCUCUCUACCAUCACAGAGAAACCCGUUGCUCCAAGGAGCUGAUAUUCCGGCUUACAAUGAGCUCGUUGACAUGCGCCGCCUUGGGCAGACCAAUUUGGGAAGCAAAGGUGGAAAUGAAGCGGUUCUUUUUUCCUAUGUACAUCUUCGAGCGCCUCUCCCACAGUCUUUGGAAGGCUCGGAAAUCUUUGGAUCGAUGGCACCUGAAUCGUACUUCUUGAUGCGCAGAAGCCAAGAUGGAUACGUGAGCUCUACGGGAAUGUUUAAGGCCUCUUUCCCCUGGGCUAAAAAGAAGGAAGAGGAUCACGAAAGGCAGUAUGUGAGGGAACAUUUCGAGAAGACAUCCCCAGAUGAAACUGCAGGAAAUUUGUGGAUCCACCCCACUGAUGCCCUGGCUUUGGCCGACGACUAUGGAAUGAGACUGUGGAUUGAAGCCCUACUGGAUAACGACACUGCACCCGCUCCUCGAAGACGGUCUACACGAUCAGUCUCACCUAGUAAACGUCUUGGAUCAACUCCACGAAAAACACGCGCGAAGGCAGCCAAGGAUAGCCCUUUAAAAAAAGAAGUUGCACCCAUCGUAGAGGCUAUGGAAGAAGAGACCGAGGUCGUUACCCUCACAACAACCGAGAAGACGACACUGACUUCUACCGAGACUGCUCCUGUAUUGACCAACGGCAAUGGAAUCGAAACCAGUCUAACCACUCCAGCCAAGGGUGAGCCAACGAUAAAACUUCGAGUUGACCAGGAAAGCGAGGAGAAAGGAGAUGUUACGGUUGCAAGAAAUAGCGAAAUGAUUGCUAAAGCUAAGGAAAUGGUAGCUGAGGCCCAACGCCUCGACAGUGGCUCCGAUGUCAUUCCCGUCAACGGUGUCGGCAGAAAGCGAAAGGCCGAGGAUGUAGAGUGCGCUGAAGAGGUUGGUGCUGGUGAAGAGUCUGGCUAUAGACAUGUCAAGAGGUCAAAGGUUCUGGAGGAAGAAUUGAAAAGAGAGAAAGUCAAGAAUAAGGCUUUAAUUGGACUGACAGCAGUCUUGGCUAUCGGAGCCAUAUUCCCCUAUGUUCUAUAGUGUGGGAAGGUUUUGCCAGACAUGACUCGAUUUUCACGAACAUUAUCCUGGAUUAUCUGAGGAAUGUGAUUCCUUAUCUACCAGAGUUCUUAGGUUUUCACGAGUCGACCCUGUCAUGAUAUGCUUAUAGUUCUCCCGUUUUUUUAUUUUUCUGUCCUCAGUAUAACAUUUCUUUUCGACUUGUUUUUUAUUAUUCUCAUUUUCUAAGCUACUGGAAUUUAAAAAUACUAUCGUUAGCCCCAGAUAUGUUCUCUACUUUCCCACUUACUUUCUUUUCUUCCGUUUUCUAAUUAUCAAUUGUCUUUUUCAAAGGGACUUUUCGUCUUCAGGGGUAUUUGUUAAGAGUCUAUUGGUUACAGACUCAGCACUUGACCUGUCAGGAUCUUUGCUUUCUUUACUUUCUGUUUUUGUUAUUAUUUGAUGUUUCGUUCGUCUGGGGUUCUUCGUCUGAAAUUUGUUCCACUCUUAAACUUUCAAUUGUCGGUUGUUUGUAUGUACGCUAUAAUUCCAUUUUACUCUCA